Messenger RNA from Lytechinus pictus (painted urchin), 4049 nucleotides. Its product is annotated as F-box/WD repeat-containing protein 7-like. Gene Ontology annotation, molecular function: protein binding. Lineage: Eukaryota; Metazoa; Echinodermata; Echinoidea; Temnopleuroida; Toxopneustidae. The coding region runs from base 165 to 2510 and encodes 781 amino acids. The transcript has 11 exons. The record is from RefSeq and is a predicted model, not a curated record.
ACUAGUAUACUAAGCGCUAGCGCUAGCGCUAGCGCGAGUACUAGUAUAGUGUAGACUGCACUGCAUGCAGUCUUACUACUGCAUAUUUUUACAUUAUAUACAUCUGACUACAUGUAGCUAGUGGGCGCAAAUGAGUCAUUAACUAAUUCCAAACCAACCUGACUAUGGAUGGCCGUGAUAACUCAAAUGUCGGUUCUAGUGACUCUGAGGGAAUUCCUGCCAGGCCUCCUCCAAAGAGAGCAAAGUCAAAAUCCAGAGUAUGGGACAGAGUGGCUCGCCUUGCCAGAAGAACCAGAAGCUCAAGAGAAGGAGACAGUGACUUUGCUUCAACCGGAGAAGAAGCAGGGGAGGCUGACCUUCCAUCAGAGCAAAUGGACUUGAGUGAUGGCCCUUCUACUAGUUCCUAUCAUGCAACAAAUGUAAAAAAACAGCAGCUCUCAGAUUGUAGUUCCUCAAGUGAAGGUGACCUAGCAACAUGUGGCAAUGCAGUCAGGUCGCCAAAGCACACUUGCUACAAUCCACCAGAUAACAGUGAAGUAAUUUAUCAGCACUGUGUUCGUCCAAGUGCUGUCAAGGCAAUGUUCAGACCGGCAGAACUAAAGCUUCACAGUGAUCAUGUUCAAUUGAGAAAGAAGCGAAAUCCAAGCAGUACCAUUUCUUGCAGACAUUCAGAUUGUGCUCUUGAAGUACAAAAGCAUCGCAAUGACUGCUGCCAUUGUCCAUCUUGCUGCUGCUGUCGCCGUGGGAAUUUAGGUACUUGUUCUGGCAGCUGGCCUAGGAAUAGGUCUUGUCCUUUGCGUAUGAGUUUGAGGAUGCCCAUUCAGCCAUCUAAGGCUGUGCAGUCUCCGUCCUCAUCUCCCCGUAGCAAGAAUCUGUGGAAGCGUAACUCAGUACAAGGUCCUCUCAUGACGAAAUCAGUAUCCCUCCAGAGUGAGCGUCCAGGCAGUGCAAUGUAUGACAUGAGGAUAGCUAACAUGGAGUGUGGGGAGGAAGAGAAAGCUGCAUUGAGAGCCAAUCGAUCCCUGGACAUGUUGCACAGUGCUGUCAUGCAUGAUGUCAAGGGCUUGUCAAGAAGCAUUCCAUUGUUUUGUGAUCAGGAUAGAACAAUUAAUGAACAAAAUGGUAAUGAGCAGAAAAUAAAAGAGAAACCAGUUGAUCAGUGGAAAGAUAAAGUUUCAGGUCUUGUAUUCAAGGAGAGACUAGAGUCCAUCCUUGGUUGGUUCCGGGAGUUCAAUGACCAGCAGAAAAACAUGAUGAUGAAGAGGCUUGUGGAGGAGUGUGAUUUGCCUCAGAUGCACAUGUUAUCUGUUACUAUGGAACCUAUCCUACAUCAACACUGCCCUCAUAACUGCCAAGAUUUAUUGUCAUGGUUACCAAACCAGCUCUCAACAAAGAUCCUGAGUUACCUUGACCCAGUGAGCUUAUGUCGGUGUGCUGGAGUGAAUCGGGCCUGGAAAGCUCUUGCUGAGGAGUCCUAUCUUUGGAGUAAUCUUUGUCUUCAACAAAAAUGGCGUUUAUCUCAAGUAGAAGAACACAAGCAGAUGAUAAACCAUAUGGGAUCCAGCAUACAGUGGAAACAAGUAUUUGCUGAGCGCUACAGGCUACGUAGAAACUGGUUGAAAGGCUACUGUACUGUAAGAACCUUUGAAGGUCAUACUCAGGGAAUCUCCUGUGUCCAGUUUGAUGAUACAAGGAUAGUGAGUGGUUCCUCUGACAAGACAAUUAAGGUUUGGAAUAUCCGAACGAACUCUCCUUGGUCCGUCCAGACCCUUGUCGGUCACUCAGGAACCGUCCGAUGUCUCCAUCUAGAAGGAAAUCGUCUUGUUAGUGGUUCUACAGAUACCACUAUAAAGGUCUGGGAUUUGUCAAUGCAGAGUAGUUGGUCAAGCAUUGCAUGUAGAGUGACCAUGACUGGACAUCAUGAUAUGGUCAGAUGUCUUCAGGUAGAUGAUGAUAAGGUGGUCAGUGGUUCAUACGAUCGGACACUCAAGGUCUGGGAUAUCCGUACUGGUCAGUGUAGAUUGACCCUUAGUGGUCAUCUAGGUGCUGUGAUCUGUCUUCAGUUUGAUGACUUUAAGAUAAUAUCAGGGUCUGCUGACAAGACUAUCAAGAUAUGGAGUUUAUCAAGUGGACUAUGCAUGCGUACACUGAUGGGUCAUCAGAACUCAGUUACUUGUCUUCAGUUUGAUGCUAGUAAGAUCAUCAGUGGCUCAUUGGAUAGUAACCUCAAGUUUUGGGAUCUUAAGACUGGAGAAUGCAUCAGUACAAUAGACUGGGUCAAUGCAGAGGGUCAUACUGGAGUAGUCAGGUGUCUUCAAGCAGAUAGCUGGAGGGUUGUGAGUGCAGCGGAUGAUCGAACACUUAAGGUUUGGAACAUUGAUACAAGGGAAAGGAUUGUCACGCUUCGUCACCAUAGCGAUGGAGUCACAUGUCUACAGUUCAACAACAGUAAAAUAGUCUCGGGAUCAUACGACAAGACUGUAAAGCUUUGGGAUUUCAGUGCAGUUUGACCGCUGCCUAUCCAAACUUCUACUCAUUACUCGUCCCUACCUACUCAUUCAUGUACUUGUAUGAAUGUUAGACUGUGUUAGUACUGCGUAUGAGACAAAAUACAUCACAUAAUAUGAAUUCAUUAUCAAUUUAAUACUUGAUUUUGAAUUAAAAAAUAGAUGUCAAAGGUCACAUAGAAUUUAAUUCUUCAGAGUUAAUAGACUUUUAAAGCAAGGGUUUCUAUUUCUAUUUCAAAGUUACAAUUUCCAUUUUGAUUGGGCUAAAAUUGGCUUGAAUAUAAUGCAAGGAUAUAAUAUUUCUGAUUGGCAAUCGGUCUAAAUGCUCAUAGAAUGGUCCUGGUUUUAAAGUCUCUAAAAGAACUCCUAAAAAGUUUUUUUUAAUGCAACAGGUACUUAAUUUUUUAUGCAACUAAUAGAAAAUGAUUUUAAAGGUAUAAAUUAAGAAUGGAAUGGAAAUAGUAUCUGAAGUUAGUGGGGCAAAAUUACUGUAUGAAACCUCUGUAAUCAUCCAUUUGUAGAAUUAUUAAUAAAUUGGGAUGAAUUUCUGGCAAUAAAUAUGCAAACUCUGUUGUACGAGAGGGUGCGAAAGAAGGUGGUUGUUUUCUGGAAAACAUUCAUACAUUCUGGAAAACAUUCAUACAUUCAGCUACUCUGCCACUGUUAUUUAUAUUAUUGAGAAAUUCAUAUUAUUCUACCCCACAAUGCAAUAGCUCUGAUCCUGCCUGUGGAAGAUAGUAAAAGCAGUUUGAAUUCUACAACUAAGUUGGUUAAGGUUUGUUAACACCAAAUAAUUUAAAAUACAACUCAUAGGUAAUAUUCCCAUUGCACUCUGUAUCUAUGCCUCUUGUAGAAUGCGACAGCAAUUAUAGUGCAAAUGAGUAGCCAAAUAAAAUCAGAGUAUUUAUUAUUAUUACUUUUUUAUAGAUAUUUGACAUUUAAGAACAUAUUUCCCCCAAAGAAUGUGGGACAUUGUUUAGCAGAUGUGCAUAGUGGCUGAAUACAACUGAAAUAUAUAACCAAGCUGAAGUGACAUGCAUACGGUUUGUUUUAUAAUCUCACCCAUUUUCUGUGUGAUAAAUAUCAGAAAUGGCAUAUUUUCAAAAGAAAAUGGCCAUUGCACUCUGAAUAGUUGGAUUUUGCAAAUGUUAUUUUUGUGUAAUCAUUGGGCCGUAUGCAUAAAAACAAGCAAUUGCUUGUGCUAGCCUUUUGCUUAAAUCGGUAUGCACACAAACAAGCAAUUGCUCAUAAGCAAAAGCUUUUGCUUACAAGCACAGACAAUGGGCCGUAUGCAUAAAAACAAGCAAUUGCUUGUGCUAGCCUUUUGCUUGAAUCGGUAUGCACACAAACAAGCAAUUGCUCAUAAGCAAAAGCUUUUGCUUACAAGCACAGACAAUUGCUUACUACUCGCAAAUGCUUACCAAACAAGCAAUUGCUUAAAACCGUAUGCAUAAAACAAACCUUUUACUUGUCUUGAUAAGCAAUUGCUUGCGUUUUUUCAAGCACCUCCAGACCAGCUUGAGCUCUUGCUUACUCAUGGCA